This is a messenger RNA of Piliocolobus tephrosceles (Ugandan red Colobus), 5920 nucleotides long. RefSeq names its product ligand dependent nuclear receptor corepressor like (gene LCORL). Gene Ontology annotation, cellular component: nucleus. NCBI's taxonomy places the organism in Eukaryota, Metazoa, Chordata, Mammalia, Primates, Cercopithecidae. Bases 176 to 5788 code for a protein of 1870 amino acids. Gene Ontology annotation, molecular function: DNA binding. The transcript has 8 exons. The record is from RefSeq and is a predicted model, not a curated record. Gene Ontology annotation, biological process: regulation of transcription by RNA polymerase II.
CUCUCCCUGAGGGAGCGGUGGGAGGGGGAGGGCAGGGCAGAGGGAAGGUAGUGACACGUGUCAAUCAACCCCCCUCCGGGGGGCGCGCGCUCCGGGGCUCGCGCCGAGGGCUCGCGCCCCUGCCUCGUGCCUGCGCUGCUCGUAUGUAAAUGAGGGCGCGUGACGCGGGACGCAGAUGGACAAGGGAAGAGAGAGAAUGGCCGCUGCCGCCGCCGCUGCUGCCGCCGCCGCCGCCGCCGCUCAGUGCCGGAGCCCUCGGUGCGCGGCGGAGAGGAGAGGAUUCCGGCGGGAACUCGACUCUUGGCGCCACCGCCUCAUGCACUGUGUAGGUUUUGAGAGUAUUUUAGAAGGGCUUUAUGGACCACGGCUACGAAGAGACCUCAGUUUAUUUGAAGACUGUGAACCAGAAGAGCUGACUGACUGGUCUAUGGAUGAAAAAUGUUCAUUUUGUAACCUACAGAGAGAAGCAGUCAGUGACUGUAUACCAUCUCUUGAUUCUUCACAGUCAACACCAACAGAGGAGCUAUCAUCUCAGGGCCAGUCCAACACUGAUAAGAUUGAAUGCCAAGCAGAAAAUUACCUAAAUGCACUCUUUCGAAAGAAAGAUCUUCCUCAGAACUGUGAUCCUAACAUUCCCCUAGUUGCUCAGGAAUUAAUGAAAAAGAUGAUACGUCAAUUUGCGAUUGAGUACAUUUCAAAAAGUGGUAAAACUCAAGAGAAUAGAAAUGGUUCAAUUGGACCAAGUAUAGUAUGUAAAAGUAUCCAAAUGAAUCAAGCAGAAAACUCCCUUCAGGAAGAACAGGAAGGCCCCUUAGACCUCACUGUGAAUCGAAUGCAAGAACAAAAUACUCAGCAAGGGGAUGGAGUGUUAGAUCUCUCUACAAAGAAAACCAGCAUAAAAUCUGAAGAGUCAUCCAUAUGUGAUCCUUCUUCUGAAAAUUCAGUGGCUGGUUCAACUGUUGAUGCAAAAUCAGAGGAAGCUACUAAAAUGGAAAAAAGAAAAUCAGCAUUAAGCAAAGUUUUGGAAUCUUUGUGCAUACAUCACCAGCAACAAGUUUUGGCUAUGUUGAAAUUUCUAGUCCAAGAGCAGAAUGCUGCUUCUCUUUGCUGUUGUAAUACAUCAUGUGUUGUGUCUUCAGAAUCUCAAAAGCCCUUAAUCGAAGAUAAUUUAUAUGGUCUGUUCUGUAGUUGUGAAUAUAGGCUGGCAGAAAAAGGUUGUUUACAAAAUGAAAAACAAAGCCCUGGUUUAGAACCUCUGCCAGUCUGUAUUAAAGAUUUAAAUUGUUUGUCUUGCCAAACUGUAACUGUUGAACACAUUAAGCCAGUAGUGAAUAGUGGAAUUGCAGACAGUUAUAAUUCUCACAGGUGCUGUUCUGGACUGUUACCAAACAUUCACUCUACAAAAUCAGCCUUUCGUAGUCCUCUUUUGUCAAAGGAAGUAUGUGAUCUUUCAGUCACUCUUAAAGAUGCCUGUAGAUCUCGAAGUCCCUCACCCCCACCAUUAUCACCUGUCGAAACUGAAGGAUUUGAAAAAUUGAAAGACGUCAUCUCAGAGAUUUCAGCCUUAGAAAAUAACAAACUUGAAGCAAACAUUAACCAGCCUCCAUCUCUCACACCAGCAGAAAUAAGCAGCAAUAAGAGUGAUCAUGAAGAUAAAAUACUUAAAACUAAAAAAUCCAGUAACUCUUACUCUUUACUCUCAAAUGACAGCAAUAAUUCUGCUACAAAUCAUGAAAAAGGUGAAACUGCUGUAAUUUUUCAAGAUUUAAUGGAUCGCAUUAAUGAAAAACUAAAAUCAAUAGAAACCACGGAUAUGACAAGCCUUGUACAAUUAUCUAGCAGUGAUUGUAAUACAUAUAAUGAUUUAAAAUUGGGAGAUUUCAUAACGUCUCUCUUGCAUAAUGCAAAAGCCAGUGAUUAUAGUUUUAUGGAAUUAUUGAGUCAACACGAUAAAAAGGUAGAAAAUAAAAUUAUUCAGACAAGAUUUCGAAAGCGUCAAGAAACUUUAUUUGCAAUGUGCAACUCCUCUGAUUCACCCAUGUUUAGAAGGCAGUCUUUACAGAUAAAAAGAGAACUUGCUAGUCUUGAUGAAAAUUUUACAAGAAAAAAAUACACCGAGAAAAGUUCAAGGAAGUUGACACAAAACAAUGAUAUAUCUUCAUCAGACAAAGGAGAAUUCUAUCAUGACCAAGGGCCUUCUUUACAAAAUUCUAAACGACUUCAAGAUAAAAGUGCUGAAACAUCGUUUUCACCAAAUUAUGCAUUACAGUCACUGCAACUACCUCUUCAUAGUUCAGAAACUAACUUGUCUUUUAAUUCAUUUUCAGAAAGCUUUAAAACAACUUCCCCUGAGAAAAUGAGCAUAAGAAAGCCACAGGAGAAAUCUGCAGAUGGAAAACAAUUUUUGCAAAAUCAUAGGAAAAAUCCAAAGUUAGGUAAUACUCAAACUCUUUUGAGAAAUGAUGCUUCUGGACUUUUGAGCAGAACUAAACGAAAUAUUGUGCCUCCAGGGUGGUAUUCUAUAUAUGUAACAAAUAAUUAUGUUUUUAAAAAAUCCCCUAAAGCCAAAAAGGUAUCCGAAUCCACAACAAAAAACGAUCCAGUGAAAAAUAUUCACAUUGAAAACUCACACAAUAUAGACCUAAACAAAAUUGCAAUGAAUUCUAAUUUACAAGUUGUUGUGAAGCGUUUGGAAGAUACAAUAAAUAUAGCCAAAAAAUCCUGGAAUAAUCAGCCAUUAUCAGAAGGAUGUAAAACAUCCAAGAAAUUGAUAGAAAUUGAUGGUAAAGAUCAAAAUGCUGACAGAAAUAUGACUCUUACUCUAAAUAGAAUGACAUGCAAAGAACAGAGCUUAUCAAAAUCUGUGGUAGCAUCCAGCAGUAUUAUCAAAAGUCAUUGCAUGCCUACAAUGGAUUUGAAUAACAAAAGACUUGAAAAUCUGAAAAAGUCAACUAUUUUAGAUAUGGGUCGCUUGAUUUCCAGUGUUGAAAAUGGACCAGCAAAAUAUGAAGGUAUUGAAAGUUCAUCUGUUUCCAACUAUUCUAGUCCUAUCAAACUCAUGUUUUUAUCUGAGGUUAAAAGUAGUGAAGGAGUCAAAUAUACUUUAACUUCAGUUGGUACUUCCCAUUCAAAUGUCGUUCUCCCUUCUGAAAAACCUACAAUCCAUCAUGUAACUGAAGAAAAAACAGAAACAAAUGAGAAUAUCUCAAAUGCGAACUCUGAAAAUUAUCACUCCAAUCAUUAUGAUACUGAUACUCUUCAAAAAGAACUAAACAAAUUCAAUCAUGCAAAAGAAACUUCAGUAUCCUCUACAAUGUUUAUAGGUGAUAUAAAUAGUGAUAAGCCACAAGAAGAAACUAAGGACAAUUCAAGCAGUGCUAUUGAUCCAUCUUUUAAAAGAAAACCAGGUAGACCAAAAAAAAUAGGUCCCCAAGUUGUGAGACAGAUUAAGCGACCAAUUGGAAGACCACCAAAGCCUAAAACUGAUCAAACAGACAUCACUAUUUGCCAGAAUGAGCCCUUUAGUGCUGGAAGGAAAAGCCCAGAAUCUCUCAUAUCAGAAGUAAAAGAAGGUAUUUAUAAAAAGAGUAUUACAGUAACUGUUAUUUACGGAAGGUCAAGAAGAACUAAAAGGCAUGUUUCUGAAGGAAGUGUAAACAUAAGCAACCUUAUGUCUUUAAACAAUAAUGCUGGGGAUUUUCCAACUGAAUAUAAUAGUCCCAGAAAUAUUAGUGAACACAAAAUUAACUUGGGUGAAAGAAUAAGUGCUGUCGCAAGCUUGACUACUGAAAGUGAGAUCUUGGGGUCUGGCUUUGAAUAUGUGAGACCCAUCAAGAACAAAUCUGUGAUACCUCAGCCUUCCAAGAACAUUAUUCGACCAAAUCAGAAACCUUUGGCAAUAAGUAGGAAGCCUGGUAGACCAGCAAAAGUGAAAAUCUCUGGCAUAUCUGUGACUAUUAAUAGAACUUCACCUCAGGAAAGAGAAGUAAGUAUUAGCAGCUGCUUGCCUCCUUUAGAACAGGAAAAUACGUUAGGAAAAAAUCUACCUGAAGAAAAGUAUGACCAACAGUGCACUAAAAUGGAUAAAAUAAGGCACACUGAAGCUGAUAUAUUUAAAAAUGGAUCAAAAAGUAUGAUUGCUACUGUACCUUUGAGACAUUCUAUUAGGGACAGAAAACCAUCUCUGCAUUUCUUACAUUCAUUAGCAUCUUCUAGCUCAUUUAUUUAUAGAAAUGCUCUGCUCCAUAAAUCAUAUAAACUGCAUUUGCAGAAAAAUAAAAGUCAGAAGGAAAAACAUAGACAGUCAAAGAUGAAAAUAGCUUACAAAGAUACCCCAAGAAUCAGACUUUCACGGAAUGCAAAAAAGUGUUUGGAAGAUAAUAAAUUAGUACCUAUUUCUGAAGUAUCCUUGGAUCCUAUAAUUUCAUCAAACCCUUUGCUCAGGUGGUGGGCUACUUCUGCUUCAAAUGAUUCCUUAUUAGAGGAAUUAAACAAUAGAUUUGAGCAAAUAACCAAUGCUUGGGUGCAAGUAAGUGGCGAUGAAGCUGAAAAUUGUAUUCAUAAAAAAAGAGAACACAUUGAAAAUGAUCAUUUCAAAGUAGCAAGCCCUUUGGAAACUUGUCUUUUAGAACUUGAAGUUUCACCUGUAAAAAUGCUUUUUCAGAAAAAGUAUGAUUUGAAUGAACUCUGUACUUGGUUUAUGCAAACAACAGAAACACAGUCUCUUUCACUAGUUAGAAAAGCAAAUGCCCGAAACCCUUUGGAAGUAAUAAAUACCAGGGGAAUCAAAUUAGGGACCAAAUAUUCUGACUUUAAUGCCAGCCCCUUCAGAAAGCACUUUAAAAAAUUUGCACUCUCUUCUCCUUCAAAAUCAGCAGAGAAGUUGCAUAUACUGCAUAAAGUGGCUAACUCUCCACUCUUAAAUGUGAAAAGUAAUUUAGCAAUAGCUAGAUUAAAAAGGACUGAGUUUAAGAGGUUGCAUCAUGAAAGGUGGAAAAGAGAGGGAAAGCUGCACAACCACGGAACAGUUGACUGGAACUCUAAAAGGAGAAACUUAAGAUUUUUCUGCCAGAACCAAUUUUUAAAUAAGACUGAGGGAGAAACAAAUGCUGACAUCCCACUCCAAGGAAAAAGCAUAGUAGAAAAUCAGUGUGUUUUGCCACCUGAGAUCAGGGGUGACUUGCAGCAGAGGGUAGUAAUGCCUGACUUCAAAAUACGUGCUAGUUUCGAGAAUAAAUUUAAGUCAGAAGCAAAAGAGAAUGGAACAAAUUGCAGCCAAAAAGACUUUCAAAAGGGACCAAGACUAGAAAAUGUGUGUCCUAAUAGUUGGAGGUCAAAAACCUUAAAAGACUGCAGAAUAUUUUUGAGGAAGCUCAACUGUCUUGAACACAGAAAUACUUUAAAGCUAAAUACAAUCAUUUACUCUCCUGAAUCUACUGACAGUGGAAAUACUCAUCAAACUCAUAUGGAAGAAUCAAAGCGCUUUACUUUAAGAUCUCAUUCUGCUAGGCAAAAUUCUUUGAAAAAGCAAUCUAAAGAAAUAGAAAAUGCUAAAGCAAAUAAUCCUUCAGCUGAUGAAUUUGCUGACCAUCUUGGCAAUCGUAAAUUAAGCAAAUGUAUUAACUUUGACAAGAAUCCUGAUAGUUUUGAAGUUCUUAGCAAUUUGAACAAAAGAAAAAGACCACCAUGGAAGACCACAGAAGUGUCAACAAAAAGACAUAAACGACAGUCAUGCAACAGUGGACAAAUGGCAAACUAUUUUUCCAAAUCCCUAGCAUGCUACAAAUGAAAACUGAUGAGAAACUGAAUGUGUCUGAUGGGAAUACAGCACGUUGCCCUUUGAGCCCCGUUAAGAUGUGCCUUAAUCGUCCCAUUGAAUGGAAUCUGAAUUUGACAACAGCAUCUCUAGCGAGCUGUACAG